This is a messenger RNA of Cotesia glomerata, 2905 nucleotides long. Its product is annotated as aminopeptidase N-like. The record is from RefSeq and is a predicted model, not a curated record. Gene Ontology annotation, molecular function: peptide binding; zinc ion binding; metalloaminopeptidase activity. NCBI's taxonomy places the organism in Eukaryota, Metazoa, Arthropoda, Insecta, Hymenoptera, Braconidae. The transcript is spliced from 9 exons. Gene Ontology annotation, cellular component: cytoplasm. The coding region runs from base 65 to 2878 and encodes 937 amino acids. Gene Ontology annotation, biological process: peptide catabolic process; proteolysis.
AUACAUUCAAUGUCUUAUUGCUGGUGACAGUGGACUGCUAAACUAUAAUAAGAACAAAGAAGAAAUGAUUAAAAAUUUGAUAAUAUUUUUUUUAAUUACUUUACUUUGGACAGUGACAGCAUCGCCGGUUACAAAUGAAGACACUGAAAUAGUGAAUCACUCAAAUGAAGUAGAAGUAGAUGGUCAUAAAGAAGAAUAUCGUCUGCCUCAUGAGACAGAACCUCGGCUGUAUGUGCUGGAGUUUGAUCCGGAUUUUGAAGGUGAAAAAUUUACUUUUAAAGGAAACGGCACUAUUUUAUUCAAAGUACUUCAGCCGACCACUUCCGUAACUCUGCACAGGUCAAAUAAAAUAGUGAUAGAUCCAGAUUCUGUAGCAAUUGUCGACGAAAAAGGAAUUGUUUAUCAGCCAGUUAAACAAGACUGGAAUUCAGAGAAUGAUUUUUACACAUUAAAGUUUGAGAAUAAAUUAAAACCUGGAAAUUAUACUCUGAAAAUUAACUGGGUCAGUGAUGAUUAUGAAAAUGAUUGGUUUUCAACUGACUACGGUUUUUUUCGGGCACAAGAACAAUUCACAAAUGAAAACUCUAGCUACUUGAUUGCAACUCUUUUCCAACCAAUAAGCGCUCGUACCGCGUUUCCGUGCUGGGAUGAACCUGGCUUUAAAGCUCAGUUUGAAAUUUCUAUAAAACACUCUCCGAAUUACACAGCGCUGUCAAAUAUGCCUGAAAAAAAUCGUCAAGAGCUUGACGAUGGCAGAAUUAUGACUAACUUUGAAAGAUCCGUAAAAAUGUCAUCAUACAAUCUAUGCAUAGUUGUCGCGAAUUGCACGUCUAUUAAAAGUACCGAGAGAAAUAUAUCUUUUUAUGGAUUUGACAAUUUACAUUACCUGGAAUUUCCAUUGAAAAUUAGCGAGAGCGCUGUUAAAAUACUGGAAGCUUACACUGAUAUGCCAUUUCCGCUGCCGAAACUGGAUCAAUUGACUAUUCCUCAGCUAUUAGAUAUGCCUGCAAUGGAAAACUGGGGGCUUAUUACAUACCCAACGAUGUUUGUGAGGUUCAAAAAUACAACUUUAAUUCCGGACGUUGAUCAACAGGAUAAUGUAGCACUCUUAGUGGCUCAUGAAGUGUCGCAUCAAUGGUUUGGCAAUCUUGUUACUUCUGCUUGGUGGGAUGAUCUUUGGUUGAGUGAAGCUUUUGCAACUUUUUUUUCACAUAAAAUUAUUGAUCAAAUAGAAGGAGAUAAACGCGCAAUAGAUACUUUUACAAUCGAAAAUAUCAAUGGUGCAAUAGAUCAAGAGCUUCCUCCCCAUCGUGCAAGUUCAAUUAAAGUAGAACCAAAAGACAAACGUGGUAUUAUUCAAAUGUUUGGCUCAGCAACAUACUACAAAGGUGCUGGAAUUUUACAAAUGCUGGAAAAUGUUAUCGGUGAAGAUGUAUUUCGUGAUGGGAUUCGUCGAUAUCUGAAAACGCAUCAAUUUGGUGCCGUUACAAGUGAUGAUCUUUGGGCAGCUUUUCAAGAAGCUUACGAUGAAGUUCAUAAAGAAAAUUCAUUGAAUAUCAAAGAGUUUAUGGAUCCUUGGAUCCUGCAAAAAGGAACUCCGGUCUUAAAUGUUACUCGAAAUUAUGAAACAGGCGAAACAAAUAUUACUCAGACAAAUUCUCGGGAGGAUUUAGAUGCCCAGUGGACAAUUCCGAUUAACUAUGCGACUAAAUCAAACCCUGAUUUUUCUUCAGCUCUUCCAACUUUGUGGAUGAAUAAAAAUGAGACAACAAUUACUCUGCCUUCUAUCGACAAAGACGAUUGGAUUAUUCUAAAUAUUCAGCAAAGAUCAAUGUACCAAGUUAAUUAUGACGAAGAAAACUGGAAUCGACUCGCUGACUAUCUGAUAAAAGAUCACGAAAAAAUUCAUCCUGUGAAUCGUGCUCAGCUUACAGCAACUGCUAUCAAAAAUGUCAAAAAUAAUCCUUCUUUUAUUGACACGCUUUUUAAAAUAUCUCUUUACCUUAAUCGAGAAAAAGAAUUCUUAGCUUGGAUGCCUUUAACGGAGAUUUUGACAAAAAUUUCAGAAGAAUUUCUCAAUACUAAUAAUCAAGAUCUGUUUGAAGAAUAUAUUCGUUUUCUUACUAAUGCAAUAGCUGAGACAAAUUUUGAAGGAGAGACACUUGAAUCUGCUCGGAUUAGAAAAGUAUUCGCUCCGGUACUUUGUGUUGUGAAGAAUAAGAAUUGUCUGGAGUAUGCUCAAAAAAUUUUUGAUAAAUUCUUAGAGAAUCCUUCUAAAAAUGCAUUUCCAGAAUAUGGCUGGAAUUGGGUAAUAUGUACAGGUCUUAAAGAUGCCAAUGAUACUGUGUGGGAAAAAUUUACAUCUGAUGAAGCUCCGAUAAAAAAAUUUAUUCAAAAAAUAAAUUUUAAAUUAAUAAAAUGUACAAAUGACAAUGAAAAACGUGAUAAAUAUCUUAUGAAAAUAAUCCAUUCAAAUUCAACUUCAAGACCGUAUUUUGUAAAUAGAGUUAUUCUAAAUUUUCUUGAAAGCAAUCGCAAGGAUGUUAAUUAUAUCAUGCAAUUCUUCUGCGAUCAUUUUGAAGACUUUGAAAAAUUUUAUACCAGAAAUGAUGGUAAUUAUUUAGAGACUAUUAUUGAACGCAUAUUCUCCAAAGUUCAAAAUCAAGAACAACUUGAUAAAAUGAAAUUACUUGUUGCGUCUCACAAGGAUAAAUUGAACAAAAUUGUAUCCAAAAAGUUUCCUUCAAUAGACACUUUAUUAGAAAAAGCUGAAAGAUUCGUUCAAGAAUUAGAGUCUUUCGUUUCUAAAUUUGAGGAACUAAUAGACCAAUAUUUAACAAAAGAAGCUGAUGGUAAAUUAAAAUUAAAAGAUUUGUAAUUUAAUUAAGAAAUAUUGAAAUAGUUA